This is a messenger RNA of Hypoxylon trugodes, 857 nucleotides long. RefSeq lists its product as uncharacterized. Bases 378 to 659 code for a protein of 93 amino acids. NCBI's taxonomy places the organism in Eukaryota, Fungi, Ascomycota, Sordariomycetes, Xylariales, Hypoxylaceae. The record is from RefSeq and is a predicted model, not a curated record. The transcript has 2 exons.
UCCCCUAUCACUGCGACGCCUUCGGCAUAGUUAUGCCGGUCAGAGUCUCCGUUCAGUGUAUUAAAACUCCGCCGGCGGUACAUACAAAGACUCAACGACUGCCAAUAUUAACAUUAUCAACGCUUUUAUAGCCACCUAUUAGACAAAGCGUAUAGCCUCAAGGUAUCGCCCGGGGACUCACAAUGGUAACUUGAUUUCCUUUCAGUCUAGUCUUAUCCCCAGCAUUACACGUGGGCCGGGGAACCUUGUAACUAUCGUAUUAUACGGGGCGAAUUGGAACGCCUUUGUCGUUGAAAAAUGAUAUAUCGUCGAGGUCUCAAGUUACUGAGUCGAUCAAUACCAGUCUUUUUUGAGACAUAAUAUUAAUCAUAAUCAUAAUGCAAUUUCAUGCUUCAUUGAGCAUCCUAUUUGGCCUUAUUGCUUUGAGCAAAGCAUGGCCUGCUCCUCUCGCCGAUAGCACCAUCAACACGAGGGCGACCACUAGCAUGACGCCCACAGAUGUCCUAUCUGAUAUUCAAGCCGCAUUCGUGGAGACAUGUCAUAAUACUUGUAUGAAACUAUUCCCUACGAAGGGAACUGAGCAGAACGACUGUAUGGAUAUAUGCCACCGUCAUCCUAAUUCCAACCCAGGACAAGACCCGGGCCAGGGAGAUAUGUAGUACCUAAUCGACGGCGCGAACGAAGAGGCUCUAGCAAUAGGCCUCAAGGACUACGAGUCAUGAAAUCAUGAUAUACGACGGAUGGAAAUAUAGGUUGCUUUUCUACUAGUUAUUUAGUCUGGGUCGAAGGAAUAUACCAUCAUCGUUUCUUUUCUACUGAUGUUGGGCGCUUAAUCAUACCAUCUUGCAUUUAAUGGA